AUGGAUGACAUAAAGAGAGCUUACAGAAGCAUGGCCCUCCGGUACCACCCGGACGUUGCCGAUCAUCGAGAUGAUGAUACCUUGACGAAGGAGUCGACUCGGUUGUUUGUUCAACUGAAUGAGGCAUACAAGACGCUGUCGGAUCCUGUGUUGCGUGAGGAGUACGAUUAUGAAUUGGGUUUGGCAGAGAAUUUAUCUUCAUGCAGUUCAUCUUGUAGGAGUAUUACCUACAAAUUCAGGAAGGAUCUGAGAAAUGUUGGACCCAAUUCGCAAUGGAAACAACAGAUUCUCGAGUUGAAGCGAAGAUCAACCAGCCGUUUGGCACGAAAGGAAGAAUCCUGGGCUAGCAGAGUCAAGAGGACUCAACGUGUAUCAACCAUGGAAAAUUAG
Molecule: messenger RNA, 390 nt
Organism: Argentina anserina (silverweed cinquefoil)
Lineage: Eukaryota; Viridiplantae; Streptophyta; Magnoliopsida; Rosales; Rosaceae
Product: chaperone protein dnaJ 20, chloroplastic-like
Exons: 1
Coding region: 1-390 (129 amino acids)
Cellular component (GO): chloroplast
Source: RefSeq, a predicted model, not a curated record